AUGUGGGCAACGGGGCAUCUCCUGCUGGUGGCCCUCACCGCAGCCACAGCCGGCCUGGCGGCGCCUAACUGCCCUCCGCUGGGUCCGACCUUUGAACCACCACGCAACUUUGCCAGGAGCGGAGCCAUACGUGCCGCCAUUGCCAACCUGACCGAGACCCUCCGAGCGCGAGACCAAGACAACUCACCCUCUGUCCUCGCGAACUUGACAAGCUACAGCAUCGAGGUGUUGAGCACGAGCCAAGAGACUCCGGUGAUAUUCAGCUGGCACCACACAGCAUCUUCUCUCACAGCUACCGACGGCGGCAACGCCACCGUGGGCGUAACCAAGGUCGAAGCCGACACGGUGUACCGGCUCGGCAGCCUGACUAAGACCUUCACCAUCUACACAUGGCUCGUGCAAGACGGGGACUCGAAAUGGAACGAACCGAUUACGAAGUAUGUGCCAGAACUCGCGGCGGCGGCGGAAAGAGCGAAGUUAGAUCCUGUGGGGAAUGUCCCGUGGGACGAGGUGACGAUCGGGUCACUGGCGGGACAGUUGUCAGGGGCUAUACGAGACUGUGAGCGUCCGGCCAUGCUCGCGGCCCUAGGAUUCCCACCCCUGAACAGCUCCGACCCGACGCUGCCGCCGUGCGGGGCCUGGCCGUUGUGCAAUCGAACUGGUAUGGGCGAACAGGCUUCCAGGGCAGAGCUAUGCAAGGCACCUCCGUCCUACGCCCCGUUUACCACGCCGGCAUACACCAACACGGGCUUUCAAAUCCUUGCAUACGCCCUUGAAAGCAUCAAGGGCAAAAGCUUUGAGUCGAUGAUGCAGGAGAGCGUCCUGCGCCCAUUAGGCCUCAACCACACGUUUUACACCGCGGCGCCGGCAGAGGUGGGCAUCAUCCCUGGCGGCAACCUGUCCGCAGCAGGAUGGAACUACCAGCUUGGCGACGAAAACCCCGCCGGGAACAUGUUCUCCUCCAUCGCCGACAUCUCCGCCCUCGGCCGCGCCAUCCUCCGCUCCGACCUGAUUCCACCAUCCCUAACCCGACGCUGGCUGAAACCCGCAUCCUACUCCUCGGAACUGAUAGCAGGGGUGGGCUACCCGUGGGGUGUCCGUCGGAUCCCACUGUCAUCAUACGGCGCCAACGGCAAGCGCGUCGUGGACGCGUACAACAAGGCCGGCCGCAUCGGGUACUACGCCUCACUGCUCAUCUUGCUACCGGACUACGACGCGGGCUUGUCCAUUCUUGUUGCAGGGCCAAACAUACCGGGCAACACCAACUGGAAUCUUGCCGACCUUGUCGGGACGCACAUGGUCCCUGCGCUGGAGGCGGCUGCCAGGGAGCAGGCUGAUGCACGGUACGCGGGCGAGUACACCUACUCGGCGGGUAAUUCGUCAAUACGGUUGACUACGCAGAACGAUAGACCCGGGUUGGGGGUGGAGAGUUGGAUUAGUAACGGGACGGAUAUGAAAUUGGUCGGGGUAGUCCUGUCGGCGGGGUAUCAGCCCGUGGACCCGAGUAUUAGGUUGUAUCCGACGGGGCUGGAGACGGUGAGGGAAGAUGGGAGUAAGAGGGUGGCGUUUAAGGGGGUUUUUGAGGAUUUGAAUCUACCGAGCAGGCCGGACUCGAUGUUCUCGACUGAUUGUGGCACGUGGGUGUCUCUAACGGGUGUCACGUAUGGGACGUAUCCGCUGGAUCAGUUUGUGUUUGAGAUCGGGAGAGAUGGCCGGGUGAGGAGUGUUGAGAAUUUGGCGUUGAGGGUGGCGAUGGGGAAGAAGGGUUGAUUUGUUUUGUCCAAGUCAAUAAUCUGAGAGGAACGAAUCUGGGUGAACGGGGUUUCCAU
Messenger RNA from Canariomyces notabilis, 1829 nucleotides. RefSeq names its product beta-lactamase/transpeptidase-like protein. The record is from RefSeq and is a predicted model, not a curated record. The coding region runs from base 1 to 1770 and encodes 589 amino acids. Lineage: Eukaryota; Fungi; Ascomycota; Sordariomycetes; Sordariales; Chaetomiaceae. The transcript has 4 exons.